Messenger RNA from Penicillium chermesinum, 1053 nucleotides. RefSeq lists its product as uncharacterized. The transcript has 2 exons. The coding region runs from base 1 to 1053 and encodes 350 amino acids. The record is from RefSeq and is a predicted model, not a curated record. Gene Ontology annotation, biological process: dehydro-D-arabinono-1,4-lactone biosynthetic process. Gene Ontology annotation, cellular component: cytosol. Gene Ontology annotation, molecular function: D-arabinose 1-dehydrogenase [NAD(P)+] activity. Lineage: Eukaryota; Fungi; Ascomycota; Eurotiomycetes; Eurotiales; Aspergillaceae.
AUGGGCAUUUCCCAGGUCACGGCGCCGUUAUCACGGCUGCUCCCACCGCUGGUGCUAGGAGGCGCAGGGUUCAGUCACCAAAUCAUCAAAAACCCCAAUGCAUCACAAGCCAGAAAAGUCCUCGAACGAGCUUUCCAACUGGGCCUGCGGGCCAUCGAUACUUCUGCAUACUACCACCCGUCCGAGAUACUCCUCGGCGAAGCGUUAUCACAUCCCGAAAUCUCCAGCCAUUAUUCGCGCGACCAAUACCUGUUGAUGACCAAGGCGGGGCGCAUCAGUGUCAACCACUUUGACUAUUCCCCCGCAUGGAUUAGGAAGUCCGUUUUGCGGUCGCUGGAGCGCCUGCGCACAGAAUAUCUGGAUGUGGUGUUUUGCCACGAUGUUGAAUUUGUUCCGGAAAGUGAGGUAGUCGAAGCCGUCGGCGUGCUGAUUGACCUGGUGCACGAAGGGCAUGUUCGAUAUAUCGGGAUUUCUGGAUACCGUAUAGACAUACUCUCUCGCCUCGCCCACCACGUCCGAGAAAAAUAUGACCGUCCACUGGACAUUAUUCAGAACUGGGCUCAGUUGACACUGCAAAACGACGUUCUCGCCAGAGAUGGACUUGCUUUCUUUCGAAGUGCAGGCAUCUCUUGUGUAUGCAGCUCAAGCCCUCUGGCCAUUGGUCUUCUGCGUGAUGAAGGGGUGCCGGUAGGAGACUUGGCCCGAGGGGAGUCUCUUGCAGCGCUGGCCCUGCGCUAUGCGAUUCGGCGAGCCCAAUUAGAGUCGUCUGACAGCUUUCGCGUAACAACGAUCAUGGGGAUCACUUCUGUCGCGGAGCUUGAAGAAAACCUCGCCGUGGCUAGACAAGUCCUCCCUGAUUCGAAUGAGCCAAAUUUGCUCUGGGCUACAGGGCCUGCCGGCCGUGAAAAACUCGACUCAGAGCAAUCAAAGCAGGAUGAAAAGCUAGCUCGAGAGAUUCAAGACAUUUUGGGCCCCUGGAAGAACUACAGUUUUCCGAGCCCAGGCGAUGGAUGGGAUGUAACGAGAAAACAGCCAGCUGGUACGAAGCUAUAA